Candidozyma auris is the source of this 1302-nucleotide messenger RNA. RefSeq names its product Ino2p (gene INO2). The record is from RefSeq and is a predicted model, not a curated record. Bases 1 to 1302 code for a protein of 433 amino acids. Lineage: Eukaryota; Fungi; Ascomycota; Pichiomycetes; Serinales; Metschnikowiaceae. The transcript has a single exon.
AUGUCUUUUACAGCCACUGGAGUCGCUCCUACAAGCCUCAACUUGAACAUGUUUGAGAAGGAAGAAGUCAAACCCAAGUCUCCAGUUCUCACGGACGAUGAAGAGAUUUUCUCGUUGGAUAUGGUGACGAUGGAUAUGGAGUUUGACCGAGCAUACCUGAUGUACACGCAGAUGCAGCAGAAACACGCUCUUUCGGGCGUGGAGCAGUUGCAAAAGGCCAAGCAGGCGAGGGAGGGCCAGAUGGUGCUGGCGCAGCAGCAGCAGCAGCAUCAUGGUGGUGGUGGCGAUGUGACUCUGAGUCAUCCUCCUCAUGGGAGUCAUCAUCAUGCGAGUCAAGCGACUCAGAGUCACGCUGCGACUCAGAGUCACCACCACCACUUCACCUCCCCCUACGCCAACAACACAAACAGCAACUUCUACGACUACUCCCAGACCCCCUACGACUCGGGCGUGCCCGGGCUCCCGCUCUUGCUGCCGCCCUCGGAAUCAGGAGGGCUUUUUUCCGGGUCCAAAACCGCCAAUCCUCUAGCCAAACCCGCUGAGGACGAAAUGGACCACUUUUUCCUCAACACCGAGCUGAGCGCCCUUGAAAAGUUCCUCGACAACCUUGCCUCGUCGUCGUCAGGCAAUCCCUUGGAGCUCUACUCGGCCGGGCUGCCCAAAUUGGCAGCCAAUUCUUCCAUCUACGACAAUAUGCACACCAUGGACCCGAUAAAACCGCCACAACAGCAACAUCAACGCCAGCAGCUUUCUGACGAUGUCAAGAAAGACGUGACGGACGCCUUCAGGCACCCGCCCGUUCAAAGCUUGAAGAGUUUCGGCACCAAGGAGCACCAAUUGCACACGCAAGAAGAAAUCAGGCAACAGCAGCUUCCAACGCCGUUGGAUUCCCGCCAAAGCUCUUCUAGUGAAAAGAGAAGGCUUUCUGAAGAAAGUAGUAGCAGCGGCAGCGGCAACGGCGACUGGCUGCUGCCCAAGAAAAGAAGAAGAUCAAGCACCAGGCCUCUUCUCACGUUGGAGCAAAAAAGACUCAACCACUCGCAUUCGGAGCAGAAAAGAAGACUUUUGUGCAAGCAAGCGUACGAACGGUGUCUUCGUUUGAUCACCAACGUGGAGGACUACAAGAACGAUUUGGUUUCAGCGCUGGCGGUGACGCUGCUGAAGAAAAAGAGCAAGCGCAAGCAGAUUAAUAAGGAUGGGCUUCCGAACUUGCUGAAGCACACGGCCUUGUUGAAAGUGAGUGCGGAGAUCUUGAAGAUUCGGGGCAAGAAUGAGAAGUUGAGGGAGUUGUUGAGUCAGUGA